Molecule: messenger RNA, 1424 nt
Organism: Eutrema salsugineum
Lineage: Eukaryota; Viridiplantae; Streptophyta; Magnoliopsida; Brassicales; Brassicaceae
Exons: 3
Coding region: 258-1136 (292 amino acids)
Source: RefSeq, a predicted model, not a curated record
AUUCUCUCUCUUUCUUUGCUUCUUAAAAAUCACAGUACCAAAACAAUAAUAAGAGAGAGAAAGAGAGAAGAUAACGACGAGAGGAAGCCCCAAAUUUCGUCUUCAAUUUAUUUUCUUCUUCAGCUUGUAAGAACGAGCACCUGCAUUUGGAUUUCCUCUAAAUUGAUGAAGCAGCAAUGGAAUGACUUGUUGUGAAUCGUCCAGCCAGGGGAAAGAAAAUUCAAAAUUCAUUCUCAAUCAGCUUAAAUUGAUUUGGAAUGGCUGAGGCUGAUCCGGACUCCUCAGACACGUCUGAGUUAGUGGAUCUCAAACACAUUAGCAGCAGCGCCCCCCCACUCUUUAGCUUCUUUGUGGGAUUUGGAGCUAAAGACUCUGAUGCGGGGAGAAGCCCUACUUCUCCCCUUGAUUUUGCAAACUUUGGUGGCUUCUUUAGCCCCAGGUCUCCUGCUCCCAGAUUUGGCCACCGGAACAAAUGGGUUUGUGACAAAGUUGGGCUGUCUGUUCUAUGCUCCAGCAUCGGAAAAGGCGAUGAGGAUGAUUCAUUCAGAAGGGAGAACAUCGUGCUCGCCCCUCAAAUCAAGGUCAUCAAGGCCAAGCUUUCCACUCAACUGUUUGAUCCUUGUCUUAAAUCCUAUUCGUUGCCCAAGAACUAUGCUGUGCCUCCAUUGUCUGGUGCGCAAGACAUUCAUCCUCAGCCGUGUGACCCAAUCUGGGACACUAUUGUUGCGGAGGACCAUAACUCCCCGAGGAGAUCAAGCUCAUCUCCUAUGGAUAUUAUCCCCACCCAAGCUUACUCUCGUUCUCUCUCUGCCCGUGAGAUGGCACUCUCUGAGGAUUAUACAUGUAUUAUUUCUCAUGGGCCAAACCCAAAAACAACUCAUAUAUUCGGUGAUUGCAUCCUGGAUUGUGAUCCCAAAGAUUUGAAAGAAAUCGAAGAACCGGAAGCCGAUUCUCUGCCUGGUGAUUCUUUUAGCCGGCAACCUCAAGAUUUUCACACCAUUCAUAUUCACAGCGAGGCUUCAGCAGAAAAGGAAACUGAGAAGGCCGGUGUUGAAGAAGAUUCUUUGGACAUAUCAUCGCUUGGAUCAAGUUGCAACGAGGAUCUGUUUCCUCUGGCAAUGCCUCUUAGCUCAUGAGAGAGGCUGAGUUUUUUUUGUUUUGUUUUCUCUCAUAGAUGCAGUGGCCUUUUGGGCUCCCGAGUGUGAGUGUGAGUGUGAGUGUGAGUUCUAGUGUUGUAUCGUUAGGCUAUUAGGUUUGGGGAUUUUUGUGUGCUCAAUAAUUCGGGUGGGUUUUUGCUGUGGCCUGAUGCCCCGGCUCAUCCUGUGUUUUUUUUUUCUUCUUUUCUAUUUGCAACUUUGUACGAUUGUGUUGUGUUACUUGUUAGAUACUUUAGUUAUCAUCAUUUGAUGGAAACAUCUUGCAUU